Molecule: messenger RNA, 5996 nt
Organism: Marmota monax (woodchuck)
Lineage: Eukaryota; Metazoa; Chordata; Mammalia; Rodentia; Sciuridae
Product: zinc finger protein 709-like
Exons: 4
Coding region: 3394-5322 (642 amino acids)
Biological process (GO): negative regulation of transcription by RNA polymerase II; regulation of cytokine production; regulation of immune system process
Molecular function (GO): DNA-binding transcription factor activity; RNA polymerase II cis-regulatory region sequence-specific DNA binding
Source: RefSeq, a predicted model, not a curated record
UUUAUCUCUUCUUUUCUGGAAUGUGCUUUGGAUGCUCUAGAGACCCCCAGUGCACCAUCUGUGCUGUUUUCCCAUUUUGGACUUUUAUAUUUCAUUUUUCUCAACAUGGUCACAUUUGCCCUUAAGUCACCUCUUCCUCCUGUGUCUUUUUAGAGCCCUGUGUUGCAUUUCCCAUUGCUUAAAGGUUUUCCAGCUGCUUCUGAUCUGAUUUCUGCUUUAACUCCCAUGUUCUUUGAACCUACUUGGGAUUUCACUGGCAUUGCAUACUUGUUGAGGUGAGGCUUAUGGCUCAGAAUGUGGCCUGUUCUGGGUGGUGGUACUGUGAUCCUGAGAAGGCUGUGUGUUUCACUUUGACUAAUGGCCAGGGAAGCCCUCGUGUCUGUUGCUCUGCUACAUGAUCACAGACCCAGCAGUGUUGUGGUGAUGUCUCCCAAUGUAGCAGUUUAUUCUUCAUUAUCCUGGGAAGUUUUGUAUGUCUCUGCCUGAUGUAUUUUGACUUUUUUUCAGGUGCAUGCAUAGUAACAAUUCAAGAGAGUUACUUGAAAGUUUAGCCUAGGGCCCCCACAUCCCUUUAAUCCCAGCAGUUCAGGACUCUUAGACAGGAGGAUCACAACUUCAAAGGAAGGUUCAUCAAGUUAGGCACUGAAUGACUUAGAGAAAUUCUCUCUCAAAAUAGAAAUAAUUAAAAAUAAAAUAGGGCAGUGGGGAAUGUGGCUUAUUUGUUAUGCACCCUUUGGUUCAAUCCUUGGUACAAAAUAUAAACAAACGAAUGAAUAAAUGAAUAGAAACAUAAUUUAUCCCAGGGAUUCUGGAGUCUUAUCUUACUCAGGCAUGGUCAAUCUCACGUCUGUUAUUUUCCAUUCAUGAGUUAUGUUUUGCUGUUCCUCAGUAUUCUUUGUAUAUUUUUUUAAGUGAAUGAAAUAUGUUUCUUGGGUCUGGGGUUGUGGCUCAGUGGUAGAGCGCUUGCCUAGCCUGCAUGAGGCACUGGGUUUGAUUCUCAACACCAUAUACAACUGAAAAAAGUUCCAUCAACAACUGAAAAAUAAAAAAAGAAAAUGUGUUUCUUCCUUUUGUCCUAUUCUGUGGUUUCUGUUUGUUGAAGGCUUCAUGCCUUUGCCUAGAGACUAGGUGUCUGAGCUAUGUUUAGCAAAUUAUUUUGUAUUUAGCUCCUUUGAAAAAUUUCCCUGAAUGCUAGAUCAUCCAACAGAAUGGAAACUUUAGGGGUUUCGAAGCUGACAGGCUGAGGAUUGGCAGACUGACACCCACCAGCUGUGCUCUCUGACAUUUCACCAUGAGGGCUGGCAACAGCUGCAGGUACCUGUAAUGCAGUAGCAGAAGCAGCCAACAAAGUAGCAGACAAAGAACAAUCCCUCUUCAGGUUGAGCAUAGUAGAAGUCCCAAAUGUGUAUGAGUCUUUAGGCCAUUGGCAAGCUUGUUCCCAUAUAAGAAAUAAAAAAUUUACUCUCCAAUAUAUUGCCCCAAUUUUCUUUCUUGAUGUCCUCAAAGCUUGUUUAUGUAUAAAAGCAAAAGCCCUGAUGUUCUGUGGGCUCACGCUUUGGGAAUUAUUUUUCUGGGGUGUAGUGCAACUAAUAAACUGUUACUGCCAGAUCUCAGUGUCCCUUGGCCUCAUUUUUCCGAAUACCAGAAACUAGAGAAUAACAGUAGAAACAGCAAAUCCUCACUUGUCUGGUUUUUGUGAGUAGUUGUGCUGGGGCCUGUGCUUUAACACACAGUGGUGCUAUUUAAAACUCUGCUGUGCCUUUGCUCUGCAGAUUCCCACCUGGAGAGCAACCAGUGCUGAGCAUGUGGGUCAUGGUCCUCUUUUUAAUGUUUCCUCCUAGUCUGUGUGAACUUCCUUCUUUCAUCAGUAUAUCUCGGUGGUUUUAUUUGGGGGAGCAUACUGUGGAGUAAAUCCUCGGGUGCUUAACCACCGAACCAAAUCCGCAGCACCUUCCCCCUUAACUUUUAUUUUUGUUAUCUUUCAUUCAGAAUUUUACCAACCUGCUUAGGGCCUAACUAAGUUGCUAAGGCUGGCAUUGAACUUGAGAACCUCCUGCCUCAGCUUCCUAGACCUGGGUGUUUUUAAAACCUGAUUUUUAAAAGAAACUCUCUGAAGCUUUCUUGGUCAAAUUUUAGGUGAUGGUUGAGUGGGUAGACAAUAGUUUGCUUUCUUGCUAUUUGCAGGCUGUUUGUUUACUUAAAUCCUUUUAAGGAAUUUCUGCCUAUUUUUCAUAGUGAUUACUUCUGAUGAAGAAGAUUGAGAGUUGGUUUUAGGCGUUAAUAUAUUUCCAUGGUUGAGCUGGGGUUGUGGCUCAGUGGUAGAACACUCACCUAGUACAUGUGAGGCCAUGCGUUCAAGCCUCAGUACCACAUUGAAAAAUAAAUAAAUGAAUAAAUAAAGGUAUUGAGUUCAAUUACAAUUAAAAAACAAAAUAUUUAAAAUAUAUAUAUUUCCAUGGUGAUUUUAGUAUGAAUUGCCCAAAACUGAAGAAGAUGUGCUGUGUGCAGUCUGGAGUCAUAGAGGGUCAGGCUGAAGGGAUCAUGAAGGUCAAACCAUGGUUGCUGCACUGCACUCUUCCAUAUGACUGCUUCACGGAGCUGGUGGGAAACUUUCAGGGCUUUGGGGCAUGAUGGCAUUGUUGUUCUGAUGGUUUGGCUUGUGUUUCCAGUUCUGUUCUAUCUCAUGGCGGUAGUGAGAUGGUUCCAGGCUCCCUGUUGUGUCAUUUUCCUCUGAGUGUUGAAUUUUUUUUUCUUUCUUCUAAUCAUUAGGGAAUUGUAUAACAUGUUCUUCUACAAAACUAAAUUUCCACAGGUGCAAUGGUGCACGAUUGUAUUCCUAGCAGCCUUGGAGGAUGAGGCAGAAGAAUCAUAAAUUUAAAUGCUACCCUCAGCCUCUCACAAGGCCCUGAGGAAGUUUUUGAGUACUGUGUCAAAAUGGCAUAUGUGCUGGGGAUGAGGCUCAGUCAUUAAGUGCCAUAUAAAUCAAUAAAAUAAAAUUUCUUGUAAGCUCAUUAAAUGUGUUUUAGUGUUUUACAUUUGAAUGCAUAGUAAAUGGAUUUUUGUCUACAGAAUUGAGGAUAUAGUGCCUUUGGCCACCCAGAUUCCAGUUUGCCUGGAUCAUCAUUGUGAUCUGUAUCCAAGACACCUGCUGUCACUCAUCUUUCCAUGCUGUUGAAGGCCAGCCCACUGAAGCCUUUCUCAUGGUCUGUUGCUCACCUCUGCUGAUACUGUGCUGCUCAGGAUAUCACAUGUGUUAAGUCCUUGAGAAUUGUUGUAUGUCAGUGGCAGAGGCACCUUCUGAUCUCAGUGACCUUUGAGGAUGUGGCUGUGAACUUCACCCAGGCUGAGUGGGCAUUGCUGGAUCCUUCCCAGAAGAACCUUUACAGAGAUGUGAUGCUGGAAAUCCUAAGAAACCUGGCUUUUAUAGAAAACAAAUUGGAUGAAAAGAAUAUUGAAGAUGAGAUAAAAAAUUCUGAGAGCAUUCUAAGGCACAUCACAUCUCACUCUGGACACAAACGCUACAACCAGGAGGAAUGUGAAGAGAAGCCACGUGAAUUUAAACACUAUAGGCAAUCCCUGGCUUUUCUAAAAAAUGUUCACACACAAAUGUUAAUACAAACUGCAGUGGGACCUUACAAAAGUACAGUACGUGGGAAAGUCUUCAGUUGUUCUAGUGACAUUCAAAGACAUGAAGAUACUCAUACUGGGUGGAAACCCUAUGAAUAUCAACAAAGUGGUGAAGCCUCAUCUUCUUCCACAUGUGUUCAAAGACACAUGAGAACACACAGUGUAGGUAAACCUUUUCAGUGUGACAUAUGUGGGAAAGCCUUUCAUUUUCCUUCUUUAUUUAGAAGACAUGAAAGAACUCAUUAUGGAGAGAAACUCUAUGAAUGUAAACAAGAUUGUGAAACCUUUAUUUCACACACAAGUCUUCAAAAGCAGAGGAUCACACACAUGGGGAAUGCACAUUUAAAAUGUAAGGUAUGUGGGAAAGACUUUGCUUACCCCAGUUUAUUUAGAAUACAUCAGAGAACACAUACUGGAGAGAAGCCCCAUGAAUGUAAGCAGUGUGGAAAAGCGUUUUCUACAUCCAGUUACCUUCAAAUACAUGGAAGAACACAUACUGGAGAGAAGCCCUAUGAAUGUAAGCAGUGUGGCAAAGCCUUUGCUAGUUCUACUGAGUUUCAGAGACAUAGAAGAACACAUCCUGGAGAGAAGUCCUUUAAAUGUAAGCAGUGUGGAAAAGUUUUUUCAAGUUCCAGUGAACUUCAGAGACAUGGAAGAACACAUACUGGAGAGAAACCCUAUGAGUGUAAGCAGUGUGGCAAAGCCUUUGCUACAUCCAGUAACCUUUACUCACAUGAAAAAACUCACAAUGGAGAAAAGCCCUAUGAAUGUAAGCAGUGUGGCAAAGUCUUUUCUACAUCUAGUUACCUUCAGAUUCAUGGAAGAAUGCAUACUGGAGAGAAGCCCUAUGAGUGUAAGCAGUGUGGCAAAGCCUUUGCUACGUCAACUUCCCUUCAGAUUCAUGGAAGAACGCAUACUGGAGAGAAGCCCUAUGAGUGUAAGCAGUGUGGAAAAGCCUUCACUAAUUCCUCUGGCCUUCACUCACAUAAAACAGUUCAUAGUGGAGAGAAGCCUUAUCCAUGUAAGCAGUGUGACAAAGCCUUUGCUAGGUCCAUUAGCCUUCAGAGACAUAGAAGAAUACAUACUGGGGAGAAGCCCUAUGAAUGUAAGCAGUGUGGAAAAGCCUUCACUCAAUUCUCUGGCCUUUACUCACAUAAAACAAUUCAUACUGCAGAGAAGCCUUACGCAUGUAAGCAGUGUGGCAAAGCCUUCGCUCGUUCCUCUGAACUUCACUUACAUAAAAGAAUUCAUACUGGAGAGAAGCCUUAUGCAUGUAAGCAGUGUGACAAAGCCUUUGCUGUGUACAGUAGCCUUUACAGACAUAGAAGAAAACAUACUGGGGAGAAGCCCUAUGAAUGUAAGCAUUGUGGUAAUUUCUUUGCUAGUUGUAGUUACCUUGCCAAACAUGAAAAAACUCACACUGGAGAAAAGCCCUAUGAGUGUGAGCAGUGUGGCAAAGCCUUUUCUACAUCCAGUUACCUUCAGAUUCAUAGAAGAAUACAUACUGGGGAGAAGCCCUAUGAGUGUAAGCGGUGUUUCAAAGCCUUUGCUAGUUCCAGUGAACUUCAAAGACAUGGAAGAAUACAUAUCGGAGAGAAGCUCUAUGGUUGUAAACAAUGUGAAAAAGCCUUUGUUACAUCUGCUCAGCUUCACUUACAUGAAGGAACCCAUAGUGCAGAGAAAUCGUGCUCAUGAAAACAAUUGGCAAAGUCUUCUGUUAAUAAUGUUUCACUCAUUAACAUGUAGUAAUUUUUCUGUAGAAAAAUUCUUUGAAUGUGAAAUGUGGGAAAUCAAUAUUUCUUGUCAAAGUGAAAAAAGUGCUCACAUGUCCAAAUCUAUCUAUCUAUGUAUCUAUCUAUCUAUCUAUCUAUCUAUCUAUGUAUCUAUCUAUAAUAACUGGGGAUUUAGUCUGGUGGUCAUCUAUCACUGAGCCACAACCUUUUUCCUUUUUAUUUUGAGAGAGGGACUUGCAGAGUUCUUUAGGGCCUUGCUUAUGUGCUGAGUUUGGCUUCACAUUUGUGAUCCUUCUGCCUCAGACCCCGAGUCUCUGGGAUUAAAGGCAAACACUACUAGAUCCAACUGAAUAAAGCUUUAAAUGUGAAGACUGGAAAAUCAUUCCAUUUUUCCUGUUGCCUUCAAAGUCAUUUCACUCACACUGGAAAACAAACCCUCAGAAUGAGGAAGAUUGGGUACAUUCUGUCAGCUUCCCAUCCCAGCCCUGCUUUCCUUCUCAUAUAUGACAAUACAGAGAGAAGCCCUGAGAAUGUGAUUAAUGUGGGAAGUCUUCUAAUUUUCCCAGUUUUUUAUAAGGUCUGGGAAGACUCUUCUGGAAAGAUUCAUGCCAAAAUGAAUAAAUCAUGUGCAAGUAA